ACCACAGAGCAACUCCUAAACUACCUGCUCUCCCCUGCCUCGACCGAACUCUGCCGCCCCGAUGACGAGUCCGCUCAAGUCGAGCCCCAAGGCGCAGACUACAAAACCUACUCUUCCUCCGCUUUGACCGCUUUCGAAGAGCUCGUCUGCGCAGUCAUCCUCAGCCGCCCCAUCAGCCACAAACUCGGUCUUCGCUCCAUCCGCACCAUACUCAAUGCACCGUACUCCUUCACCACCCCCGCGGCCAUCACCUCCGCCGGCAAAGAAAAAAGAUACCAAGCCCUCACCGACGCAAAAACCCAACACAAAGACAAGACGGCCGAGCAAAUCGGUCUGGUUGCCGAUGUAGUCGCCCACAAAUUCGCCAAAAACGAUACAGACACCUCUCUCGACAAGCUCCGCGAGCAAGCCUCACACGGCUGGGAUAUGGAGCGUGAUCUGCUGCAAGAGAACAUCAAGGGUGUAGGAAAGACAGGCUUGGAUAUCUUCUUCCGCCGCGUACAGUGGCUGUGGCCCGAGGCUUAUCCAUUCGUGGAUGAAAAGUCAUCGCGCGGAAUCGAGAAGCUGGGACUUCCUAAGCAUCCGGAUGAAUUGGCCAAGGUGCUGGAUAGAUAUUGGGCUAAACUCGACACUAGCCACUUGAAGAAGGGCGAUAAGGAGCAGCAGAAGAGAAGAGCGUUUGUGAUUAUUUGUGAGAGGGCUACGAGUGCUGAUUUGGAGGGCAAGUCUGAUGCCAUUCUCGAGGCUGCUGCU
Messenger RNA from Aureobasidium namibiae CBS 147.97, 753 nucleotides. RefSeq lists its product as uncharacterized. Lineage: Eukaryota; Fungi; Ascomycota; Dothideomycetes; Dothideales; Saccotheciaceae. The annotation marks the transcript as partial. The record is from RefSeq and is a predicted model, not a curated record. The transcript has a single exon.